This is a messenger RNA of Dalotia coriaria, 4727 nucleotides long. Its product is annotated as synaptotagmin binding cytoplasmic RNA interacting protein. The transcript is spliced from 11 exons. Gene Ontology annotation, cellular component: nucleus; ribonucleoprotein complex. Lineage: Eukaryota; Metazoa; Arthropoda; Insecta; Coleoptera; Staphylinidae. The record is from RefSeq and is a predicted model, not a curated record. The coding region runs from base 566 to 2527 and encodes 653 amino acids. Gene Ontology annotation, molecular function: mRNA binding.
ACUACCGAUUGCUGCAGAGUGCACAUUGCAUUGCAGCCGCGGGAGUCGGUACUACACCAAAAACGUAACUCUAAAUUUUCGCUCACAUGACUACUUCAACAUCAAUUCGAUCCGAUUCAAACACGCUGAUUGCGCGCCCGGCACCUGGACACUUCAUGUAACUCGCCAAGCACGCACACAAAUCGUCGAAAAGAAGAACAGUGAACAGUGAAAUUGUUUAAAAAAUAUAUAGUGCAACACUACUCACAUAUACAACAUACACAAAUACAAAAAUUGGACGGACAACAUCUCGCAACUGAAUAUUACUACCAACAAAUGUACAUCGACGCAGCAACAACCUAAGGAUUUAAAUUACAACAAUACAAUUUGAACCGACACUGAAAGAUCGCGCAUAUUUAAAUCAAUUAAGUUUGUGUUUUUAAGUUUAUUAGUUAUAUCAUAUUGCAAUUAUUGAUCGUUUGUUGAUGAUAGAAAAGUAUAUUUUAUAUUUUAACGAAACGAAAAUGUUUGUUGUGUUUGUUAAAGUGCAUUAAGUGUUUCUAAAGGAGAUUAUUACUGAUUUGCUAUGGCAGAAGGUAAUGGUGAGCUAUUACUGGAAGAAUCAAUGAAGAUCGAUUUGGAAGCAGAACGCACCGAAGAUUAUCAAAAACUUUUGGAAUAUGGCCUCGACGAGAAGGUGGCGGCGAAGCUGGACGAGAUCUAUAAGACUGGCAAACUGGCGCAUGUCGAUCUGGACGAGCGCGCGCUCGAUGCGUUGAAGGAGUUCCCCGUCGACGGCGCGCUCAACGUGCUCGGCCAGUUCCUCGACUCGAAUCUCGAGCAUGUGUCCAACAAAUCCGCCUACCUAUGCGGCGUGAUGAAGACCUAUCGGCAAAAGAGCCGCGCCGGAUCUAGCCAGGGCAGCGCUACGCCCGCUCCCGCGCCUGUCAAGGGCCCGGACGAAGAAAAAAUUAAAUUAAUACUCGACAGAACUGGAUACACCCUAGAUGUAACGACAGGCCAACGAAAGUAUGGAGGUCCACCGCCAGGUUGGGAUGGCAACACACCAGGCGCAGGUUGUGAGGUGUUUUGCGGCAAGAUCCCGAAGGAUAUGUACGAGGAUGAGUUGAUUCCACUCUUCGAGGAGUGCGGCACCAUUUGGGAUCUGCGCUUGAUGAUGGAUCCGAUGACUGGCACAAAUCGCGGCUAUGCUUUCGUCACAUUUACCACCCGCGACGCGGCACAGAUUGCCGUGCAAAAGCUCGAUAAUCACGAAAUCAAACCCGGCAAGACACUGAAAAUUAACGUUAGCGUUCCGAACCUUCGGCUAUUCGUGGGCAACAUACCAAAGUCUAAAGGCAAAGAGGAGAUACUGGACGAGUUUGGUAAAUUAACAGCUGGCCUCAUGGAAGUCAUCAUCUACAGCUCGCCGGACGACAAGAAGAAGAAUCGCGGCUUCUGCUUUCUGGAGUACGAGUCGCACAAGGCGGCGUCUUUGGCGAAGCGCCGUCUUGGCACUGGGCGCAUCAAGGUGUGGGGCUGCGACAUCAUUGUUGACUGGGCCGAUCCGCAGGAGGAGCCUGACGAACAGACGAUGUCGAAGGUGAAGGUGCUGUAUGUGCGCAAUCUCACCCAAGAUAUUUCCGAAGAGAAGCUUAAGGAGUCAUUCGAGGCGUUCGGCAAGGUGGAGCGAGUCAAGAAAAUUAAAGAUUAUGCUUUUAUACACUUUGAAGACCGGGACAAUGCAGUUAAAGCAAUGGAAGAAUUAGAUGGCAAAGAAAUGGGUGGAUCGAAUAUAGAAGUCUCCUUAGCCAAACCUCCGUCCGACAAAAAGAAGAAAGAAGAGAUUCUACGUGCAAGGGAGAGGCGAAUGAUGCAAAUGAUGCAAGUUCGAGGAGGAAUGGUGCCAAGUAGUAUGCCAAUGCGCGGACCGCCAGGACAGGGCGGCGGUGGCGGCGGAGGUGGGCCUCGGACGGGAACCUCAAUGCGCGCUCCGAUGGGUCGUGGCGACUACGAUUAUGAUUACGACUAUUACGGUUACGGGGAUUAUCGAGGCGGCUACAGUGACCCCUAUUAUGAUGACUUUUACCGGUAUGAGGAAUACUAUUACGAUUACCCGCCGGCACCACCGCAAGCUCGAGGGAGAGGCAGACAGCCACAACCGGACCUGGAUGAAACGAAUGCAUUGAAUUCUACAAGUGUGUACUACGAAGUGAACAGUGGGACACAGGCUGGCCGUGGGCGUGGGGUGGUGGCACGUGGCCGGGCCGGUGGCCCCCCAGCCCGUGGGGCAGCGGCCAACAGAGCGGGGGGCCGGGGCGCAGCAGCAGGGGCGCGUGGAGCAACGCGCCAAGCCGCUCGUGGGGGGGCCCGCGCCAAGGGAAGUUUACCAGCAGGUAAGCGGAAAUUCGACGGGGGUCACCAGAACCAGGGGGAGUCAAAGCGCAGAUACCAGAGCAAUUGGGGUAGCCAGCCCUUGGCGCAACAGCCGCUGGGUGCAGCAAACGGCGAUCAGUGGUAUCAGGACUCAUUUCCAACUUGGAGUUAAGUAUUUUUUAGUUGUGUGGUCAAAAAUUUUGCUAUAAAAACUGUGUACACCCAACUUGGGGAGGGACUGAAAAUUCGGAGAAGAAGAGGAAGACUUGCCCUGCGCCCGGGGGCAAAGUUUCAAAAAUAAAAAAUGGUCGGCGGCUCGCGUACACACUCGAAAGUGUGCGGACUUUUGGUUCGCGAAAAGAUUCUUGUGAUUUAUUUGGAAUUGGAUUUACAAAAGCGCAUUAUCUCUAUGGAUGAGGCGUCGGCCAGCGACUUUCGGAGAGCAAAACGUCGAAAACGAAACGCAUUCGAAGUAUACAAACAUAUUUGAAUAUUGAAAACGCGAUGGUGUCCCCAUAUUCUGCAAACCAGUUUUGUAAUUGUUACUGAUUAUUUUUUUCAAUCAUUUCAUUUGCUCGUAUACUAUAUUGUUAUGUUAAGCGUUGGGAUUUACAAAAUUUCUAUCUUGAUGAAUUGUAUGUCAGGAUCAGAUUAGACUUUCGCCGUCUAUUUUUACAAUUUCAAAAUGACGCUGCAUUUUUAUAAAUUCAAGACGAUGUUUCGGCUGAACAAAAAACAGUAGCAGAUGCAAGAAAAUUGUAUAAGUUAUUUGAAUAUUAUUAGAAUAUUAUUGAUUGUUUUUUAUUAAUCUUAUAAUUGUUAAAUGAGCGUGGAGCCUGAAAAUGGGCGAGAGAGGGAGAGAAAGAGAAAAGUUAUAAAAAUGAUGGAAAUUUCUGCAAAAGAAACUGCGAUCAAGCGCGCCCCUUAGUUCUGGAGACCUACACCGCAGGGGCGCAGCGCCUGCACAAUGUUAUUAGUCCCGAUGUGGUUCGAUGUUGUUUUAAUUGUGUUUUAAUCUUUAUUAGUUUUCUUGCUCUAUUAAUUAUUACACUUGCGUUCAUUCACUUUAUACGUUCAUUUUUGUAAAACAAGCUGUUAUAUGACGACGACGACGACGAAAACGCGAAGAAAGGGAAAAAAUUACUAAAAUAUAUCUCCAGCUGCCUAAAAAUAAAACGCCAAAUCAUACCCGAUCGUAUGAUGCUGUUGCACAGCUGAUGGGGUGCGUGUUGACCGAGCGGGAGUGCGCCUGGGCUCUCUUUACACACACACGUGUGCGGACUUAAAAAACUAUGUAAUAAUGAAAAUAUUUUGUGAGAAUUGUAUAAAAGUAUGCGAAAGUCCGACCUAGUGACACACACCCGCCCUGUAUAUCUGUAUUAAUUAGGUAGCCCGCUCGGCAACAAUAAAAAUAAAACGAACUAUACCAAGAGGAGGGAACGAAAUGGGGAACUGUGCACUCGGAACAAAAGAUGUGUGUCCUAAUUGUUUAUAUUUCGAUGAUAUCGAUCGAAACGAUACCCAAGAGCGGCUCACCGACUUUACGAGUGAUUUUUUUAUUAAUAUUAUAUGUAUAAUAUAAAUAUUAUAUUCUAUUCCUGCAAAUGCAUUUUGCAUUGUGAUGUAUUUUAGCGGUAAUUUAAGGAGUGGCAUACUUCUGUUUCCGUCAUUAAUUAAUGUAUUACGAAACAAGAUUCGAAGAGGAAAGGCAUGAGUCAAAGUUUACACGGCGUAUAUGAUACGAGUGUAAAUGCUAACGCACCAUAACAUAAAAACUACUCUAAGAGAAACCAACAAAAGAUGAACGAAAACGAAAACAAAACUCUGACUAGCUCCGACACAGCAACAAAAAAAAAACACGACAUGUUCACAAAAAGCAACAACAGAAUUACAGCUAAAAGUUUCAUCAUCAUUUGCAAUUAAAUAAUUUACAUAAUCUAUUAUUAGUACUACUACUACUUCUACUAUUCUGUCUAAUUAUCAGUAAUGUUUUUAAUUAUUCAUAUUUAAUUAAUUUUUGCUUUCGCUUCCCCUUCAAUACGAACAGCAAACAUGUUUUUAAUUACGAAUUACAAUUUUUGUCGAUUAACGAAUUCAACUGUUGUAAUGAUUAUUUUUAUUUUGUCUUAAUUACUUUUAGUGUGAUGUAGUUAAUUAUAAAUUUUUCUAUUGACGAUACUAUUAGCGAAGGACAAGCAAACAAGCAAAAGCAACCACACAAAUAACUAUUAGCCGCCAAUACAUAUUAUUACAUAUUAUUUUGAUAGCGGAGCUAUAAAGGAGCUUCGAUUGGAUUUGUUAUAAUAAUCAAUCAUUCAUGAGAGGACUGAUUUAUAUGUCUCAAUAAACAGUUGUAUGUGUAUUACAUUUGA